This is a messenger RNA of Aplysia californica (California sea hare), 4212 nucleotides long. RefSeq names its product ras suppressor protein 1. The coding region runs from base 616 to 1434 and encodes 272 amino acids. Gene Ontology annotation, molecular function: protein binding. The transcript is spliced from 9 exons. The record is from RefSeq and is a predicted model, not a curated record. Lineage: Eukaryota; Metazoa; Mollusca; Gastropoda; Aplysiida; Aplysiidae.
AAUGUCUUUCUAAGACUUACCUGGGUUUUUUUAUAGUUAAUAUGUUAAAUUUUGACUUGAUUAAUGGAAAGUAAAGCUAAUCAUGUUGCAUUAUUCAUCUACAUGGAUGUACUUUUUUUCGGUUGUUUUUAGGCCCAGGCCUUUUUGGAUGUUUUGAGAGGUUGUUCGGCUCUUCCGGGUUCUGUAGUACUGUACUGUACUCUGAAUUACACAUUACACAUACAACACACAACUUGAGUCUACUGCUGUCACAGUGCUAGAAUAGAUCCUGGGUUGCCUCAGGAUAAAGUUAUUAACUCUAAAUUUUCAGCACACAGAGCACUGUCUGCAACAACAGUUUCAGUUUUAUCCUCUGUUUUCAGUUCUAGAUCUCUAGACUAUUUGUUGUUGUCGUUGUAAUAACGUGCUCCCUUUACACUUCACUCUGCUUUGACUUUGAUUGUGACGAGAUUGUUGGAGGAGGCUUAUAAUUCUUACGCUUGGCUAGUGAGCCCAAGCUUUGGCAACUUUGUUUCUGUUUCCUCUUGGAUUUGGAGAUCAGUUACAUCAUCUUCAUCUAGGCCUACGGUCAGUCUGCACACAGAUCUUGAUUCACAGAAGUAACUCACCAAUACAAUGGCAAGCAAGCUGAAGAAGCUGGUUGAUGAUGUAAAGGACUCAAGCAAUCCUGAACUUGAUCUUGUUGACAAGGGCAUUGUCAAUAUACUUGAAAUUCCUGGGUUUGUCAACCUGAAGAACCUAACAAAAGUUGUUCUGGCCCAUAACAAGAUCACAUCUGUACCACCCAGCAUUGCCAACUUCUUGAAUUUGGAAAUCAUCAUCCUCUUCAAUAAUGCCAUUGAGGAAUUGCCUACAACCCUCAGUUCAAUGCCAAAACUGAAGACUUUGAAUGUUGGUAUGAAUCGGUUGUCGGCGUUGCCUCGGGGAUUUGGAGCAUGCCCCAUGCUUGAGGUCCUGGAUGUUACCUAUAAUAACCUGAGUGAGCACAGCUUACCCGGAAAUUUCUUUUGUUUGGAUACAUUGAGGGCCCUCUACAUGGGAGACAAUGACUUUGAGAACCUACCACCUGAAUUUGGAAGGUUGAAAAAUCUACAAAUUCUUGUCUUAAGAGAUAAUGACCUGGUUGCUCUUCCAAAAGAGAUGGGGGAGCUCAUUCGUUUGAGGGAGUUGCAUAUUCAAGGCAACAGACUCACAGUCCUUCCUCCAGAAAUGGGUAAUCUUGAUCUGAUAGGCACCAAACAGAUUUUCAAGGCUGAUGGCAACCCAUGGGUGACCCCUAUUGCUGACCAGUUCCAAGUUGGGAUUUCUCAUGUGUUUGAUUAUAUCAGAUCCGACACCUACAAGUUUUUGUACGGCCGUCACAUGGCAGCGGGGGCUGCUCCACCGCCAAAAACCAAUGACAAGUCAAAGAAGAUCAGCCGAAUCAAGAAAUAAAUGUAACUAUUGGUUCAUACCCUUAGUCCCAUUACUUCUGCAUAGUGAAAAUAUUAUCUUAUAACUUAUUCGUGGUGACUUUACUCUUUACAAUAUUUGAUUUGAUACUCUGUGCGUUCAAUUUGAAUGGCGCUGAUGUGUCAGUUGUCAAAAGUUUGAAUGUGAGCUGUUAGAUAGAAAGCUAGACAGCGGUCAUCUUCUUUGGACAUAAGUAAUAUUUCCUCUGCUUGAAGGUUGUUUAAUAUAUACGCUAUAGGUUAAGAGCAUAGUACAUGUCUACGGAAGCAUUUAAUUUUACUUUGAGAAAAAAAACUGCAUCAUGUUGCUUUUCUUUUUAAAAAUGUUUUUGUGUAUAUGAUAUACAAUAACCUUCGUACAUUGACCAGAAUGUGCUAUUGUAACACUAGUCCGGGGUGGUCCCCAAAUCUUUUUUCUUUAUACUUCUUCUAGUUGUUUUAUCAUUUUUAUAAGGAUCAGUGCCAGGAGGUUCAUGUAGAAUGAGACCAAUUUGGAAAAACUUGCUUUUCAGUCAAAGAGAUAUUUCUUACUAUUCAAGGUAUUGUGAUACAGAAGUGUGGGGAUAGAUGCACAAAGUUAGGUUCUAAUAUUGCCACAGUGAUAUUGCUCUGUAUUAGUUUGAUUUUGUUCAUUAUUUGUAUAUAUGCAUGUUGAGGCCUUUUUAAUAAAAAAGACCACAAUUGCUUUGGAAGGCAUCAGUCCUAGGUUUGAAUGUUUUUACCAUGAUUGGACUUGGAUGAGUUGUUUUUUUAAGGGAGAAUGUUAGGCUGAGUUAGAUGGCCCCUGUGUUGAUGUAUAAGAGGCCUAAAAUUCUUCCAGCCAUUUGUUAUUGUAUGAAGAGGUAGCCAUUAUGCUUUUUACUAGAAUUAGGAUGCAGUCGGCAUGGUAUCUUUGAUCAAGCUGUAUGGCAGCUUUGGUAUUUGUCUCUAGUAAAAAUUGUCUUGAUAAAUGAUUCAGCACUUUCCUAGCAACUACCGAGAGCUUAGGUGUUAUAUUGCCUCUUAACAGACAUGACAUAUGUGAUGUAGUCACAACCAUUUGAGACAUUGCAAAGAUAUGUAUAGAUUGUGAGUGUAGUGGCAUGCAUAUAAAUAUCUCAAAACGGACUGAGGUUGAUAUUUUAGUCAAGUUGUUUUCUUUUUGCUUUUAAGAAGAAUUUUAUGUGUCGCUUGUGAAUGACAUGCACAUAGAUCUGGUUAUUUUAAAAACAAGUAUACUGUGAGAUUGGCUUGAGAGUUGUUCGAACUGUAACGCAGAAGUCUAAAGUGUUUUCAAUAUAUAUUCACUCCGCUUCCAUUGUAUUUGUUUCAUUUAGGAUAUUCUGAUGUUGUUCUUAGGCUCUAUGCCACUGUUACAAGAGGCCUCAGUUGGUGUCAUGCUGAGCUUUGGUGUGGAAGGCCGUGGUUCAAAUCCCAAAUAGAGCAUUCUUGAAUUUGAAUGGGGGGAGGGAGGGGGAGUUUUCAAGGCUUUCCACCCUCUUAAAUAACCUUACAAUGUUGACAGGGAAGAUAAACUCAUACUCUUUCUAAUUCUACUGUUAUUGGGUUUUCAGUUUUUGCUUCUGUAUAGACAAUCAAGUUCAUAUCCUCUCCUCUUCCUGUUAUGUCUCUCGUGCCUGGUACAUCUUUGCUGAAACUUGUAUGUUCAAUUACACUGGUGCUAUUUUGUACAUAUACUUCUAUACAAUUAUUAUCAUGAAUGCAGAUAAGUUCUGUCUGUAUAAUUGUUCUCACAUAUAUUGUUGCUGGCUUUAGAAAAAUGAGUGACUGUUUGAUCCUGCUUAACUGGAUGAGUGAGGAAAAAUAGGAGUUACAUGUACUCAUUUUGCUGUUAUCGACAAGAUUAUGAUUCUAUUAACAAAAUGUAACUAAUUUUGAUCAUAGUCACUUAUGUUAGAUACUUUGUUUGUGAUAUCAAUUCAUAAAAAGAAAAAAUGUAUAUGAGCCAUUCUCAGCAGGUCAACUUAACCCUAUAGACUUGAGGUCACACCUGAGCAUGCUCCACUGAUACCCUUCUGCGCACUGAAUGCUUGUCUCACCAUAAUGUGGUGCAAAUCUAGCAGUUGACCCAAGGCAGCUGAAUGUGUGUAAGGUUCAGAGGGCAAGGGCUCAACAAAGGGUUGAAAAGGUACAUGAAGCUUAAUUUUUUAUAAAUUGGUUUUAUGCUCUAGUAAUUUCCAUGCAACUAGUCUUUCUUUUUUAGAUUAAUUUUCAAGAUUAAAGGGUAAUUUAAUGCAACACUGGCACAGGAAAAUUGGUCAAUUUUUUAGUUCCUCUUAAGCUUUUUUUUUUCUUGGAGCACAACAAUUACUUCCAUGUUGACACAUUUUAUGUGCAACUUACAAGUAUGUAUGAACUAUAAUUGAGAUAAAAAAAAUUUAACAGUUGACAUUACAUUAAACAGUAGUUUCCAACAGAGUUCCAGUAGUGGCCUGUUUGAAAGGAAAAAACUAAAUGUGCUACAAACAGAUUAGACUGAAAAUCAUUUUAAUGUGAUUUGAUACUUGCUUCAACUGUGCUUGACUCUGGUUCUCUAAGGUAAGGUAAUCUUGUCAGCACAAAGCCAUUGGGUGUAGUAUUGUUAAAUCCUCUCUCAAUUUUAACCGUUCUUGUGUUCAAUAAAUUUACAUGUAAUAUGUAAAAUGUAGACAAUUUUUUACGUAUAAGAUUUAGUAUACAUCUGCAUUUUUCCAGCUGCCUGCUGUGACUUGUGACAUGUUCUUGAAAUGCACAAUACAUACUUUCAUUCUGACAGUGAUCA